UCCACCUCACUCACCAUCCAGGCGUCAACAACAAAUACAAAUUAAUCAAGUGUACGGACAACGGCAGCAGCACCACCGCCACCACCAUUUAAACGAACACCGCAUUCAGUUCAGCACCAUUCAGCCACACAGGACAUUCAUAAUCAUCAUUGCAACAACUUCAACUACAACAACAACAAAAUGAAUUUAAUGUUUCGCAAGAAUUUUCGCGAGGGCGCCAGCAAAUCGGGCGGCGGUGGCGGCAAACUUCAAUCGAAGGCGAACCGCACAAAGCGAUCCAGAGAUAUGGGUCUGGUCCAGCAGCCGGAGGAGAUACACUAUCGUACCCAUCUAUUUUUCUCACCCAAUCGACCCGGCUAUGACGUGGGCGAAGAAUCCAUUGCAGAACGAUGUAGCGCACUAUCGGGCAUACCCGGUACCCCGACCACAUCCACGUCCUUUACACUGCCAUCCAUGCCAUAUGAAGUGGACUUACCGCAGCCGCUCGUCGAUCGAUCCGUCUCUCUAAUGCGUUGGAACAGCGCCAGCGGCAACAGCACAAAUAGCAGUCUCAUCCGACUGCAGCAACAGUUGCAGCCGCUACAGCAACAGCAGCAACAGCAGCAACAGCAACAGCAACAGCAGCAACAUCAACAGCAGCAACACGCCUACUUCUACCAACAACAGCAGCAACAACAAACAUGCAGUCCGACGAGCACUUUGCUUACAGCUGCCGCAGCGGCAACGCGGCAAGGUCAUUUUGGUGGCGGUGGCACCGUGGGUACAACACGUGCUGAGCCCAUCUCAUUGGCAACUCUGGAUCGAGAUUGUUUCAUCAUUCCAGUGCAUAGUGUCGAACGCUUUUUACCAGCCGGAAUACCGUUACCCGCUUUGAAUGCCGAGGGUAAAGCCACCAGUCCUCUAAGCGUGUUGGAAGUCUCAGAUCCCAAAUUGUGUAUCCUUGUGCAUCUUAUGAGUCCCCUGGAAGCCAUAGAUCCCGUUAUGGAGUCACCGCUCUCACAUCCGCUGCUCAAGCAACGUGCAAUUGCCGCAGAGCUUUUAACGGAGGUGCAACAGGCCAACACUGCCGUCGGCGGCAUGAUUUUAGCCAAUAUGGAGAAAAUAGCCGAAUUUCCAUUUAUAUCGUAUUAUCUGAUUAAUACGAUGCAAACGGAUCCAUCGAAUUUCUACUCCAGCCUGCGCGUCUCAUCGCUCUCCAAAUUCGAGCCCAAAGCUCUCAAAUACACUGCCGCCCAUACCCUGGAUCUUUAUAGUGAGGUGGCUUCGAUUUGUCGACCUCCGCUUGUGUUGCCCUCGAAUGAAGCCGGCAGCUUUAAGAAAUCACAGACGCCGGCCACGGGCUACAUUAUCAGCGUGUUCAAGGUCUUUGAGGGCGACGACGGCGAGCGAUUCGAAAAGAAUUGGCUGUAUUGGACAGGAGCUCGCAUGUUGUACAGAUAUUUGCCACGUGCUGCGGGCUUGCGACGAAUUGCACUGCAUAAAAGUACCUCACAGAAGGGCGAUAAAAUGUAUCUGUUGGUUUGCGAGUGUGCGGAUCUGUUGAAAGAUAUAUCAUUGGCCGCCUUUUUGAUACCUGCACUGCGAGCACGUCUCUGCGGCUAUACAGGACUCUAUCGACCAAUUCAGACUUUCUAGAGACGAUCUAUAAAAAUAACGAUAGUAAUAACUAUAUUUUUCUAUGCUGUAAAUAGUUGAGGACUAUAUGGCAAUGGCAACAAUUGCAACUGUUAAGUAUAUCGAUUUUUAAACAAUUAACAACUGAUAUAUAGUGCUAAAAUCAAACCUUUAAUUAUAAUAGACACACACACACACACAGACAGACAAACACAGGCAAUAUCAUUAGCAAGUAGACAAUAUACUCAAGGUAACUCAUAUCGUAUAUGUUAAAAUUUUCUAUAUAAGCAUAUAGACGAAACAAUUAAUAGGACCAUAUCUAGUAUGAAAUGUUAAAACAACUUCCAUUUUUAGCCAGUACAUAUAGAUUUUCGAUUCAAAAAAUAUUAUAUCCAAGUUACGCUGAAUUUUUAAAACUUAAUAACAAAAUUACGCUGAGAUGUAGGCUAUGAAAAUUACAAGUCAAUUCUUAACACAAUCUCAAACCAACACACACACACAAUAUAUAGAAAGGAAAUCACAUUUAAUGGGUUUCAAACUAAUCAAAAUGAAGUGCUGCAAAUAAAUGUGAAAACAUUGCCCAAAUCUAACAUAGAUCUGCCAACAAAAUGAUGAUUAAUAGUUAUAAUAAUAAAAAGCUCUUUUUAAAAUCUUAGACAAUUCAAUAACUUGAACGCAAGCCAAAUAAUUUUAAUAUUAAAUGCAAUUCUAUAAUUUUAUUCAAUAAUUUUACCAAAUUGCUGACAAACUUUUACUUUCGUAUACAAUUCUUAAAUAUAAGCUAUGCAUACUAUCAAACUUCUCUUAUUUAAAUUUGUUGAUCAGCCCAAAUGUAUGCUACUCUUAUAUUGGAGAAUUUGUAACGAAAGUGGAAAGUAAAUAAGGCUUUAUAAUAAUAAAAUCAAAUGCAAUAAGUAGCUUAGUAUUUAACCAUAAGUAAUGCCCUGUAAAUACAUAAGUUUGACCUAUUUUAUCAACUUUGUUCCGGAUAUCUAAUUUUGCACAAUAAAAAGAAAAUCAAAAA
Molecule: messenger RNA, 2638 nt
Organism: Drosophila innubila
Lineage: Eukaryota; Metazoa; Arthropoda; Insecta; Diptera; Drosophilidae
Exons: 8
Coding region: 181-1635 (484 amino acids)
Source: RefSeq, a predicted model, not a curated record